This is a messenger RNA of Phyllotreta striolata, 5925 nucleotides long. The record is from the annotation of a GenBank genome assembly. NCBI's taxonomy places the organism in Eukaryota, Metazoa, Arthropoda, Insecta, Coleoptera, Chrysomelidae.
CAACGAUGUUAUUUAAAUAGCGUUCGUCUACAUUGUGUUUUUUUGUGAAUAUUUGUGGUUUUAAUAAGUCAUUAUUGUGCCAGGAUUGUAAUUUAUUCGUGAUAAUGUUUCUUCAAUUUUCCCCUCCAAAAGCGGUAAAGAAGCAACCUGUAGUGAAAAAGAAGAUUCAAGAGAAAACUGAAAUCUUAUCAUUGGCCCCCUUCGCAGUCGUUCCGAAGUUAUAUUUCGAAGAUAUCCCCGUUGGAAACACCUCCACUUGCAAGCUGAUCAUAAGAAAUUCCACUGACCAGCAAUUAACGAUUUUUCUAACAAAAAAAUUACCUGCCGAUUUUAAUGUGACUUACAAUUGGGAGCAAAAGGAUAUAGAAGAGCACUCUGACGUUUUAUUUGAAUUAACAUGGCAUCCGAUUAGUAAGGAGAGUUCUUAUCAAAAAAUUUCGUUUGAAACCACAGAUGGAACACAGAGAAAUGUCCCGAUUAUUUUCAAAAGUGUACUACCUAAGAAAAAGAAUGUAGGAAAAACUAAACAAUUCAAAAAAUCUCCAACUAAAAAAUACUAUUCGCGGAAAUCUUCUAACGUUCCUACAAAACGGUACUCUUUAUCUCCCAACAAAAAUGCAACGGUUAAGAAAAAAGCAGUUUCAUCAUCACCAUUCAGCGAUAUCAAAACAGACCCUUGGGAUCCAUUUAUUUCUACAGUCAACAGGGAAUUUAAGGAACCCUUAGGGGUAAAUUUUGGGGAGAACAGAGAGAUAACUUUCCCAAAAGAAAUUGACAAACAUUUCGAUUUUGGACUGACAUCAACUCCCCAAAGAUUUAACCUAGACAUUCCUUCUCCAAUGCCGCAAAUUAAUCAAACAUCAUCUUUUGCAAAUUGGUUUCAGUCUGGAGAAUCUAAUAAGGAGAAUGUAAAUGUAGAGACUGCUGAUAGCCUCGAUGAAGUAUUUAACAACUCACUUAGUAGCCUUCGAGCGCCCCCAACUCCUCUCCUAAAACCUUAUCUUCAAAACAUACGUGAAGAAAAGUCGGAAACUUCCUUUGGUACAUAUUAUAGGCAAUGUCUCAAACCAAAAUCACCUACAACAGACUUUGAAUACAAAUUGCAACACCUUGAUUCUAUGUGCCUUUCAGAACCAAAAGAACUCUUUCAAAUGAAUCAAUGCAUUAGUGAGUCAAUGUUUGAGGAAACGCCAGAACAGAAGUCUAAUACUUACAUUAAAGACUCCACAUUCCGUACAUACGUGAAGGACAGCUCUUUUGGAUCAAUCUUCAGGAACCCUGCUAUCGUCUUAGAUGAGGCGAGUUUUAUGAACCCUUUGGAAGAGCUAAAUACCCAAGCAAAUGUUAAUUCGGACGGAAGACUAACAUUCUGCUUAGAUUACAAUGCUCCUUUUAAAAAAAUGAGGCAAGAUUUACGCGUCAACAAAACCAGAGGCCCAUCGAACUGGUCCAAAGCCGGAGACUCCGCUUUCAGAGUCCACAAGAGCACCACAGGCUUGAAGCUGAACAAAAAAGACGGCAGUAAGGAAGUAAAAUCUCUGUCUGUGGAAAAAACUUGUACUGCUACAACCAUAAAUCCGUUUUUAAUGGCUGCCAGCGGUUGCGAUCCAUUUCUAACGCAAACUUAUAUCAAUGAUGAAUGGGUUGCUCAGCAGGAAAAUAACUUCAAGAAGUGGCUGAACGCCCUCCUCACGCCGCCUCAAGAGUUCUCCUAUGAAGAUAAACCCAUCGAUAUCGCUAAAGUUUGGCAAGAGUGCAAGAAUAUGGACAUCGAAUCAGCUUCGAGUAAAGAAGAAGUGUCCAGUAAAUACCACGUGAAUUCCAAGCUGAUCGCCCUAAGAAAAUCGGCCAGGACUUUGUUCAAAUCCGAGGCUAUCAGUAAAAUUUUGCUGAAGGUUUCAGAAGCCGUGGAGAAAGGACGAUUGAGCGUGAGACAGGACAAGGACAUUUUCCUAAAUCUCACGACAAAGUCCGAGUUGAUGGCUCUCGUUUUGAGUUACACGCCCUUGUGGUUGCGAAUCGGACUGGAGACGGUCUACAACGAGACCAUUCCGCUCAAAUCAAAUUCGGACGUCGAAGGAUUGGGGAAUUUCAUCGUUAACAGACUGUUUAAAGAUCCGCUACUGUUGAGGCGAUACAAAUCCACUUACUCGCCGAAAUACGUUGAGAAUUUCAACAAGUUUUUCUUGAAAAAGUUCCUCACUCUGGUGUAUUUCCUGGACCAAGCGAAGAAUGGGAAGCUCAUCCAGCACGACCCGUGCCUCUUUCGUAGGGCUAGUAAAAUCAAAGAAACUAAAGGACUACUGGUGGUUUUAGCUAGAGAAGCGUUAGCAGGAGUCGGGGACAUAUCGAAGCAACUAAAACUGUAUGGAUAUGUAGUGACCCACGUGCAAACGUCCAUUCACGAAUUCGACUACACUGUAAACAUUUUGGGCGUAGAUUUACGGGAUGGCGUGCGCCUAACCAAAAUCAUGGAACUCAUUCUGAUUAAAAACGAUUUGAUGAACAACCUAAGAGUACCGGCUAUAUCCAGGUUGCAGAAAAUCCACAAUAUGAAAAUCGUCUUCGAAUGCUUGGAACAAGCCGGUUACAAAAUGCUCGGCGACAUUUCCCCGAAGGAUAUAGUCGACGGGCACAAGGAGAAAACAUUGUCUUUCUUGUGGCAGUUAAUUUACAAGUUCGAGGCUCCGCUAAUGGUUAAAAGCGCCACGACCAUUCAAACGUGGUUCAGGAGUCUGCCGGUGGCGUUGAAGAGGAGGAAAAUCGACCGGGCUUACAGGCAACGUUUGGACGCCGCUAAGAAGAUACAAAAAUGGUACAGGAGGCGAAUCCUCUCAAACAAACUACUGGCAGUCGUCGAAAUCAUCAGGCAAUUGCAGCACGAAAUUAAAUUGGAAAGAGCUGCAGCGACGAUUCAAAGAAGAUGGAUAGCUAAACGACUCAUGCUCAAAGAAAGAAGUAAUUACCUUCGAUUACGAGAAUCUUGCAUGUGUAUUCAAGUGAGAUGGAAGGCCAUGUUAUUACAGCGAGAGGAAAGGCGACGCUAUUUACUUUUGAAACGUUCUGCUAUUUUAAUCCAGCAGAAAUGGAGAGCUCAACAACUCAUGCUCAUCGAAAGGAAUGCUUAUGUUAACUUAAAAACCACCGUUGUUACGAUUCAACGUAGAUGGCGUAGCAACUAUUUAAUGAGAGAAGAAAGGGCACAAUAUCUUCGUACGAAGAAAGCCGUUACAACAAUACAACGGAAAUGGAGAGCUACUCGAUGCAUGCUCAAACACAGAAACGAUUUUAUUCGCCUAAAAAACGCCGCUACAUUGAUCCAGAAAAAAUGGUCAGCAGUACUGCAAGGUAGAAAGCAAAAGCAAGUCUUCAUGCUCUUGAAAUCCGCCACAAUUACCAUACAAACCGCAUGGAGAAACAGACAACUCGCUGUGAAAACAAGAAACGAUUACAUUACCCUACGAACUGCAGUUAUAACCAUUCAAACCAAAUGGAAAGCCGUGUUACUAGGAAGAAAAAUUAGAUCACACUUUUUGCUUACUAAACAAAAAGCUAUAGUAAUACAACAGUACUGGAAAUGUAGACAAUUAGCUGUUAAAUCCAGAAAUGACUAUUUGGAACUAAAGGAAGCUAGUGCAGUCAUCCAGAAAAGAUGGAGAGCUAAAUUAUUAGGAAGGAAAGAACUCGAACGUUUUAAGAACCUUAAACAAGCCACUGUAACCAUUCAACGAAUCUGGAGAGCCAAUCAACUCAUGAUUUCAAACCGAAAUGAUUAUAUUAAAUUAAGAAAUGCUACUUUAGUUAUCCAACGUCGUUUGAGAGCUAUGCUUUUAGGUAAAAAAGAAAGGCAUGCAUACAUUCAAUUAAAACAAUCCGCUAUUAUAUUGCAACAAAGGUGGACGGCUAGAAAGCUUAUGAUUAUCCAGAGAAAUUAUUACCACUUACUAUUAACAAAUGUUGUAAAAAUCCAGAGAAACCGACGAGCUAUAUGUGCAGGUAGAGAACAAAGGGAAGCCUUUUUAAAACUCAAACAAGCCGCUAUCACAAUUCAACAACAUUGGAGAGCUAGAGAAGCCAUGAUAAAUGAAACGAAACACUACAAUCUGUUGAAGAGAGCUACCAUAUUAAUUCAAAGAAGAUUUAGGGCUACCUUACUAAUGACAAAAGAGAAAAAUCAUUAUUUGCUUCUAAAAGAAUCGACUAUAUUAAUUCAAACUAAAUGGAGAGCUACUAAGUUAAUGUCUACCGAAAGGCAGAAAUACCUCACCAUUCGAAACGCAAUAAUUACCAUUCAAGCCCAUUGGAAAGCUAUACUAUUAGGAAAACAACAACAACAACAUUAUACACUUGUUAAAAAAUCUGUUAUAAUUAUCCAACGAAAAUGGAGGGCUACACAACUCAUGCACGAAGAAAGACAUCGAUACAUCCAAUUAAAAGCGUCCACUAUACGUAUCCAGCAAAUGUGGAGAGCCACGAUUUCCUAUAGAGAACAACGAACACUUUACUUGAGUUAUCAGAAAGCCGCCGUAAUAAUACAGAGGAGAUGGAGAGCCGCAAAAUUGAUGAUCGAAGAAAGGAACAAAUUUAUUCGUUUGAUAAAUUCCUGCGCUUUGAUCCAGAACAAAUGGAGAGCGACGCUUGCGAGCAGGGAAGAACGGAGGAACUUCCUGCUUCUGAAGCACGCCACCUCAUUCAUUCAACAGAAAUUCAGGAGUAAACAACUCAUGAUUAAAGAUCGAGACGAUUAUCUCCGAGUAAAACGAGCCGUGGCGAUUCUCCAACCCAAAUGGAGGGCUACAAUUUCUAGUAGAAAACAGCGAGCUGAGUUUUUGUCGCAGAAAAACGCCGCUAUAACGAUACAAAGAUGGUACAGAAAUUUCCUCCUCACCAAACGAGAACGCAGGGAAUACCUGCUACAGAAAGAGGCCAUUAUAGGCGUGCAGAAAAUCGCGAGGGGGUAUCUAAUAAGAAGCAAGUACUCGGAGUAUCUGUCGGAAGAGGCCAAAGCGAAGAGGAGGGUUGAACGUUUACAAGCACAGGCGGCUGUUAAAAUUCAAUCAUUUUGGAGAGGGUACACAGUGAGAUGUCGAAAUCAACCUAAACUAACUGAAAUAAGAAAGAGAUUUAAAAACGGUUUGCUCAAACCCAGCAAAACGUUAGAAAAUAAAUGCGAAUUCGCCGUAACAUCACUGUUGGGCAAUGUUCUCGGAUUAGAUGAUAUUCUAGCUCUACUGACGGAUAUAGAUUACGCUUCGAGAAGAUCGGAAAAGCUUUGCGUUUACUUGAGCAAUCGCAUUAAUGAAAAGCUGUAUACAUUGCUAUGUGUAGUAAACAGGUCGCUACCGGACACGCAGAUUAGCACGCUAUCCGUAAACAUUCUGAUUAAUUUCAACAAACUGGAGAGCACCAGGAAGGACAGUUUCCUCCCGAAGUACAUCGACCAACUGGUGGUGCUCAUGAUGAAUUUCUGCGACAAAGAGGCGCAAUUGUUCCCGUCCCUGUGCACUUUAAUGUGGCUGUUCGCCCGCACGCCCUCUUGGAAGAGGUUCAUCUUGAAUUUGCCCAACAUCCAGCAGAGGCUGAAGAGGAUCGAAGCGUUGGUGUUGCGGAAGAAGAACAUGGUGUCGCGACAGGCCGGCAAAAAGAGCUUCUUUGCAGCGCAGAAGAAUUUGUACGUUCCAUCGAACGUGCCCGAUUGGGGACUGGAGUACAAGAACAAACCUUAUAUAUUUACUAACUCCGUGCACGCGUUUAAUUGUCUCAUGGGCGUUUUAUUCGACUGAUUUUUAUUACGAUUGAUGCAACAGUAAUUUUAAGCUGUGAUUGUUGUUUUGUAAUUAUAUAUUUAAGCUAUUUUUUUAUUUAAUUGAUAGUAUUAAUAAUAUUAUUCUAAAAGGUUCAAUUUUUAUGUUGCUUUAAUAAAAU